This is a messenger RNA of Penicillium cataractarum, 1317 nucleotides long. RefSeq names its product acyl-CoA dehydrogenase family protein. Bases 1 to 1317 code for a protein of 438 amino acids. The transcript has 4 exons. Lineage: Eukaryota; Fungi; Ascomycota; Eurotiomycetes; Eurotiales; Aspergillaceae. The record is from RefSeq and is a predicted model, not a curated record. Gene Ontology annotation, molecular function: oxidoreductase activity, acting on the CH-CH group of donors; flavin adenine dinucleotide binding.
AUGGCGCGUAAUCUCCGCCCUGCAACCGCUCCCUACAGCGAGCCCCUUCUCCCCCAGCUCGACGUCCGCAAUCCCUACUACACCGAUCUGCAUCAUAACCUGCGCGCCUGGGUCCGUGACUACGUCGAAACUUCUAUCGCGCCGUACGCUCAGGAAUGGGAAGCUGCCGGGCAAGUCCCCGAGGAGGUUCGACGACGUCAUUGCGAGCUCGGCUUCGGCAUCGUACACCCCCUCACGACGGAGGAGCACUCGGCAGGUCUCGCACUGCCAGGCAAUGUACCCCGUGAUAAGUGGGAUACCUGGUGCACACUUAUUGUUGGGGAUGAGUUGACUCGUGUGGGCUUCGUGGGUGUCAUUUGGGGCCUUGGUGGUGGAAAUGGCAUCGGAUGUCCGCCUAUUGCAAGGUUCGGUACGCCGGAACAGCAGAAGCGCUGGCUUCCGGGUGUUGCAAGGGGUGAUCUUCGUUUCUGUUUGGGAAUUACGGAGCCUGAUGCUGGCUCAGAUGUCGCCAAUAUCAAGACCACCGCGAAGCGUGAGGGUGACCACUACAUCGUUAAUGGAGCGAAGAAAUGGAUCACCAAUGGUAUUUGGGCCGACUAUUGUACGGCCGCAGUCCGCACUGGUGGCCCAGGACGAUCGGGUAUCAGCUUGCUUGUUAUCCCUUUGAAGGCCAAGGGAGUGACUCGUCGGAGAAUGUUCAACUCGGGUGUUAAUGCCAGUGGUUCAACAUUCAUUGAACUAGACGAUGUCCGUGUCCCAGUUAAUAAUCUCAUCGGCGAAGAGAACAAGGGCUUCCCUCUGAUCAUGUCUAACUUUAACCCCGAGCGCCUCGCACUUGCCUGUGCUUCUCUGCGACUUGCCCGUGUCUGUGCCGAAGACGCCUUUAACUACGCCAUCCAACGCGAGACAUUCGGAUCCCCCUUGAUCCAGAAACAAGCCAUCCAAUCUAAGAUCUUCAAAUUCGGCUUGAUGAUUGAACCAGCAUAUGCAUUCAUGGAACAGCUCGUCAACAUCCUAGAGCUCACCAAGGGCCGACCUGUGGACGAUGUCAAGAUCGGCGGCAUGACUGCCUUGCUGAAGGUCAUGUCUACCAGGGCAUUGGAGAAGAGUGUUCGCGAGGCGCAACAGAUUCUUGGUGGUGCUGGGUAUAACAAGGCUGGCAAGGGGGCUAGAAUCGAACAGAUCAGUCGUGAUGCUCGGGUACAUGUCGUUGGUGGUGGAAGCGAGGAGAUUAUGAUGGGCCUGGCAUUGCAAGAGGAGACAAAGGCUUUAAGGACACGACGAAAGGCGCUUGAGAAGAGACAAUCAAAAGUGUAG